Drosophila kikkawai is the source of this 1526-nucleotide messenger RNA. It is a transcript of the gene cold, whose product is annotated as coiled. The record is from RefSeq and is a predicted model, not a curated record. Lineage: Eukaryota; Metazoa; Arthropoda; Insecta; Diptera; Drosophilidae.
UUGCAAAACUCACGCGACUUUUGUUUUUUUUGGGAGUGGUUUUGUUUGUUAAUUAUUUUUGCGUUUAUUUACGGUUUUGCUAUCAAUUUUAAGCUAUUUAAGUUAUUAAAGACUUUGUGAGGCUCCAUCUGGUGAAGAUGAAGUCGUGGGAGAUAGCCCUGGUGGCCAUUGCUGCCGUUUAUUUGUGCUCGCAAGUGAGUUUUGUGGCCGGCUUGGAGUGUUAUGUGUGCUCCAACCAAACGGGCAAUACGGAAAAGUGUCUGAACACCAUCAAGACCUGUGAGUCCUAUGAAAACACCUGCGGAACGGAGAUCCGCUGGGGAUCGCAGCCAUACUUCUCGGAGGGCGCCCUCAAGCAGUAUUACGUGUCCAAGCGCUGCAUGACCAAGGAGCAGUGCCAGUCCAAGCGGAAGCGCUACAUGCAGCUGUACUGCACCCACAUCUGGUACGAGGAUUGGGCGUGCAACGAGUGCUGUCAGGGCGAUCGCUGCAACUACUUUGUGAUUAGCGGUGCAACAUUGAGGCAAGGCUUUGGGCUAGGCUUGACCCUGGGUAUCACGCUCUUGGGUAUGGCAGCCCGGCUCAUUUCAAGAUCUUAGCCGGCAACACACAGAAAAUACCCUCCGCUUGAUUUAUUAAUUUCAACAAAGCCGUCCAUAAGCUAAGUAAGAUUACAUCCAUAACCAUUUCCUUUUGUGGAAUGGAACGCGUCCAACUAGUGCCUUGACUCUCGCUCAAAUAUUUUACAAGUUUUAGUAGAGUAAGUAACGUAAGCACAUGAUUUUUAAAGACAAUUUAUAGGCGUUUUUCGAAUAUUUUAUACAUUCCCAAAAAGAGAAUAAUUUCCCUUAGGAAAAUAUAUUUUAAUUUCUUUGUUUGCCUCAAAAAGUACAGAAAAACAAAGAACUUUGUAGGAAUUUCGAUAUUUUAAAUUCCGAUAUUUUAAAAUUUUACGAUAUUUUCGAUUUGCUAUUGAGUGAGAAUAUUUUUUCCAUAUGCUAAAUCGGAUUUUACCUCUUGAAAUACAUCAAUUAAGAACGAACCUGCAACUCACACUUCCUGCUCAACGAAGACAUUUCUCUAACGAAUUUUAUUUAACAUUCCUUUUAAAAAAUGAACUAUUUUCAAACUAAAUAUUAAUACAUUACUUGUAAAACCAAAUUAACUUCUUGAAAUCUAGCCAAUAUCUACCACAAAAAUCUCAAAAGUUGUAAACAAUCUUUAAAGAACAUAUUUUAGAGACCUUUUCUUUUCUUUUUUACCUUAUUUGUGUCUUGGAAAAAAAGGAAUGAUGACAAAAUUUACAUAUAAUAUUAUAUUAUUCUAUAAAUGCACAAAAGGCCAUCCAAAAGUCUGACAGGCUGCAGUUAAUCUAAAAAUAAUAUAAAUUUAACAAACCACAAUUGAAAUAAUUUUACAACCAAGAAAAUGCCUUGAUUAAAACCACUGUUGUAUCUUAGAAUCUCACACCCCCGACACCCACAAUAAAGCAAUUCUGGCGUCUGUUUGGCGCUUUAAUAUACAAA